Messenger RNA from Chondrus crispus (carragheen), 249 nucleotides. RefSeq lists its product as hypothetical. NCBI's taxonomy places the organism in Eukaryota, Rhodophyta, Florideophyceae, Gigartinales, Gigartinaceae. The record is from RefSeq and is a predicted model, not a curated record. The transcript has a single exon. Bases 1 to 249 code for a protein of 82 amino acids.
AUGAGUUUGAUCAAAGGGAACACGUUCCCUGACAAGCACAGCAUCUUGAUGGCAUCCUUAGCCCUGUGCGCCACCGUGGGCCGAUCUCACAAGGUUAAGAAAGUCAGACCCUGGGCGCCUGCGUAUAAAGUGCCCCUCCCAGGAGUGCUCAUACAUUGUCAACGCUCAACCAGACCGCAGGGCAAACAACGGCUUGUGGAAAGUGGGAAAACUCAAUCUCACUCACUCCUGCGACGCUAUCAAGGGUAA